Molecule: messenger RNA, 1632 nt
Organism: Cladophialophora yegresii CBS 114405
Lineage: Eukaryota; Fungi; Ascomycota; Eurotiomycetes; Chaetothyriales; Herpotrichiellaceae
Exons: 1
Coding region: 1-1632 (543 amino acids)
Biological process (GO): lipid metabolic process
Molecular function (GO): triacylglycerol lipase activity
Source: RefSeq, a predicted model, not a curated record
AUGUCACUCCUCUUCGUCAUCCUUGGGUAUGUUAGUUGCAUCCUUCGGUCUCUACUUGUUCUUGUCUGCAUCGAGCCAUGGACCAACCCCCACGUCAAUGGCGACACGCCCCCAUCGACCUACGAAGCCUGGUACGACGAGCAAUCCGUCCGUGAUGCCAUUCGAGGGGUGGAUGAUUGGGCGGUGACGGAUCGUCAUCCUCGCUAUGACUGGCAAGUCCUCCGGACCAUGAAAAAGGAUCUCGAGCGAUGCCGAAGGCUGGGCGAUGAAAGAGGAUUGUGCAGUCAACUACGAGCUCAAAGCUCCCGCAACAUGUGUCGUGUUCUCUCACCAGCGCUCUACCGGAGGUCUCAUAUACAGACCAAGAAACUCAUUCAUGACUACAUUCAGGAAGUGCAACAAUGUAUCAGGUAUCUCGGAGAGCGAAACGGCGUCACCAAUGGAGCUGCCUCUGUUGUUCCCGCCCAGGAAAGGCGGCAGGUCAUUGUGGAUAUGCGCACUACACUUGGCCGCACGAGCCUGGUACUCCAGGGAGGGGCCAUGAUCAGCAUGAGCCAUUUAGGGGUUGUGAAAGCACUCUAUAAGCAACAGCUGCUUCCCAGGAUCAUCACAGGUACAUCAUCCGGAGCUCUGAUUGCUGCACAUAUCUGUGUGACUAAGGACGAAGAUCUUCUGGGAGUGCUCGAGGUCACGCAUAUCAACCUCGACGCUUUUCUUCGCUCCCAAAAUAACCACUCUGCAAGUGGCGCUUCGUCGUGGCUGCAGUCUUCAUUCUUCACAACAAUGCAGCGGCGUUACAGGCGAUAUCGUACCUCACACCAUGUGUUUGAUAUCGACGUCCUCAAAGAAUGCACCCGAGAAAAUCUUGGGGAUGUCACUUUUGAGGAAGCAUACCACAAGACGGGGAGGAUUCUGAAUAUCACGAUCGCCAUGUCCGAGGUCACCGGUACGCCACAGCUCCUCAACUACCUGACAGCGCCUCAUGUCCUUGUAAGGUCUGCAGUAGUGGCAUCAAUCGCCACAUCGAAGGCGAUGUAUGCGCCCGUCCAGCUCCUGUGUAAGGAUCCUGCAGGCGCCAUUGUUAUGUACUUCGCUGCCGACUUCUCAGAGAAGGACCACGACCAUCGCAAAUCAACCGUGCACCCGGAAGCGCCGUUGACGAGGAUAGGAGAACUGUUCAACGUUAACCACUUCAUAGUGUCACAAACCAGACCCUACAUCGCACCAUUCAUCCAACUGCAGAAAGUUGCGGAUCGUUAUGAACCCUUGGGCCUGCUAGUUCGUUUCACUCUAUCGGAAUUGCGGCAUUGGCUCGAAGUGUUGAACCGGUUCAACAUGCUGCCGACUUUCCUACAGCGGGUCUUGAUGGACGAGGUCGUGCCCACCAUGGCAUCGUGGUCCAAGGUAUCAAUCACUUCCCAGAUCGGACUCCUGGAUUUAUUUAGAACAUUCGAUACGCCUACCCCAGUGAAGCUGCAGUACUGGAGUGCCCGGGGAGAAAAGUGCACGUGGCCAUACAUCUGUGAGCUGAAGGUCCGCUGCGACAUCGAGCUUGAGCUUGAUGCGGCCUAUACAAGUCUGCGUCGACGCGGUGGGAUGGGAUCGACGAUUCGGCACAGAGCGGACCCCUAA